Molecule: messenger RNA, 1652 nt
Organism: Mobula hypostoma (lesser devil ray)
Lineage: Eukaryota; Metazoa; Chordata; Chondrichthyes; Myliobatiformes; Myliobatidae
Gene: pdhx
Product: pyruvate dehydrogenase complex component X
Exons: 11
Coding region: 2-1483 (493 amino acids)
Biological process (GO): pyruvate decarboxylation to acetyl-CoA
Cellular component (GO): mitochondrion; pyruvate dehydrogenase complex
Molecular function (GO): acyltransferase activity
Source: RefSeq, a predicted model, not a curated record
UAUGGUUCUCUCCAACAUGGCGGCCUCCUUCCUCGGACCCCUGCGUGUCCUUGGCGGCUCCCUGUCGCCGCGGAACCUGGCGAGAGUCGCUGGGGCCGCCGUGCGCUUCGACCACUACAGGCACCUGGGGACUAGCCACCGGCUGCUGGGUGUUGCUCCAAUUCAAGUGUUAAUGCCUGCACUGUCACCAACAAUGGAAAAGGGGAACAUUGUAAAAUGGCUGAAAAAGGAAGGUGAAACCGUUCAUGCUGGUGAUGCUUUGUGUGAAAUUGAAACAGACAAAGCUGUUAUUACUUUUGACUCAAGCGAAGAUGGUAUUUUAGCAAAAAUCAUGGUGAAGGAAGGUACCAAAGAUGUAAUGUUAGGGUCCUUGCUUGCUCUGCUGGUGGCUGAAGAUGAAGACUGGAAACAAGUUGAAAUACCCACUCAAGAACGUGCUCCAAUGCCUGCCCAAACUGUACCUGCACCAGUGCUGGCAUCUACCUCUAGCAAAGCCCAGCAUUCAGCUGGGAUAGGCGAUGUUCGUUUAAGUCCAGCUGCUAGACAGAUCCUACAAACGCAUGGGCUUGAAAGAGGCAGCACUCCCCCAACUGGACCACGGGGAAUCUUCACAAAAGAGGAUGCCCUGAAUAUAUUGAUGCAAAAAGGCAGCACGUCAGCACAAAUGGCAACAGCUCCUGCCCCUGUUCAGCCUCAUUUGAAGGCACCUCAACCAGCACCAUGUGCCCCUCCAUAUGAUAGACCUUCCACUCCAGCAGUCUCCAUCCCAGGACAGCCGUUGGCUCCGGGCACAUUCUCUGAAAUUCCUUCCAGUAAUGUUCGGCAAGUCAUUGCACGGAGACUAACGGAGUCCAAGACUACUAUCCCCCAUUCAUAUGCCAGUAUUGAUUGUAACAUUGAAAAAGUCUUGAAGACAAAGAAGCAGCUAGCCAAAGAUGACAUCAAGGUCUCUGUGAAUGAUUUCAUUAUCAAGGCAGCUGCUGUCACACUGAAACAAAUGCCAGAUGUGAAUUCCACCUGGAGCAACGAAGGACCUUGUCAGCUCAGCUCUGUUGACAUUUCAGUAGCUGUUGCUACGGACUAUGGCCUUGUUACACCAAUUGUCCAAGAUGCUGCUUCCAAGGGAAUAGAAGAAAUUUCCACCACAGUCAAGGUACUAGCAAAUAAAGCCAAAGCAGGAAAAUUACUACCAGAGGAAUAUCAAGGAGGCUCAUUCAGUAUUUCCAAUUUAGGAAUGUUUGGCAUCAGCGGGUUCAGUGCUGUGAUUAACCCCCCUCAGGCGUGUAUCCUGGCCAUUGGACAGUUGCGCCACGAUCUGACAGUUUCUGAAGAUGAUGCUGGUAACCCCAACCUCUGUCGGAAAGAUAUGAUGAUGGUCACUCUGUCCAGUGACAGCCGAAUUGUAGAUGAUGAACUCGCUUCUCAGUUCUUAGAGAACUUCAGGCUUAACCUGGAGAACCCAAGCCGACUGGCUUUGUUCUAGCCUGCAUCUUCUGAGCUUCAUUUUCUCUAGGACUUGUUGUGAAGCAGAGGGUAACACAUAAUGCACACAGAGUAUAUUUCAUUGCAAGUUCUAUAAUGCUGCAGGGAACUUCACCCUGCCCCAGUUGUUACAUGUACGCAAGAGAAAAUAAAAUUUAUUAUUUAUUUCA